AUGGAAAGUGUAUCGGUUGCCGCACAAAGAGACACUUAUCUUCGUCAAAUAGCGCAUUACAGGGAAAAUGGUUACAACAUUUUUUAUACUGAUGAAUCUUGGUGCGGUGCUAAUCAUUCUAGAAAAUAUGGUUGGAUCGAAACAAUUCAAUCAAGAUCAGGAAAACGAGUAAUAAUUUUAGAUAUUGGUGGAGUCAACGGAUUCGUUCCAGGUUGCAGACUUUGUUUUAUUGGUAAAAAAGGCUCAGAUGAUUAUCAUAAUGAAAUGAACGCUGAACAUUACUUGAAAUGGUUUCAAAAAGUAUUGCAAGUAUUACCGGAUAAGUCUGUAAUUAUUUUAGAUCAGGCACCAUAUCACAAAAUGCUCGAUCCUGAAUUUCGAAACCCAACCACCGGUUGGCGAAAACAGAAAAUUAUCGAGUGGCUUGUCAAUAGACCAGUACCACUGCCUCAAAACAUCAACGAAUUCGCCGACUUAACCAAAAAUGAAUUAUUGCAAUUAGCGAAACUCUUAUGCACAGCAGCUCCUGAAAGACAAAAUCGCAGAAAGAGACCAGUAGCCAGGAGUAGGCGUCGUGAGACGCAGCACGGCUGGAUUGAAGAAAUGCUAACGCAGUUCCAAUCCAGUCCUCUCCGUACCAUCUAG
Messenger RNA from Cotesia congregata, 645 nucleotides. The record is from the annotation of a GenBank genome assembly. Lineage: Eukaryota; Metazoa; Arthropoda; Insecta; Hymenoptera; Braconidae.